Pyrus x bretschneideri (Chinese white pear) is the source of this 1817-nucleotide messenger RNA. RefSeq names its product cytochrome P450 78A7. Gene Ontology annotation, molecular function: monooxygenase activity; oxidoreductase activity, acting on paired donors, with incorporation or reduction of molecular oxygen; iron ion binding. The record is from RefSeq and is a predicted model, not a curated record. NCBI's taxonomy places the organism in Eukaryota, Viridiplantae, Streptophyta, Magnoliopsida, Rosales, Rosaceae. The coding region runs from base 58 to 1692 and encodes 544 amino acids. The transcript has 2 exons.
CCUCUCUCACCAAUUCCCACCACUCUUUCCCAUCUAUCCGAUCAUUUCAAACUCUAAAUGAACUCAGUUCCAACUUCAAUGAACCCGAUCAUCAGCUGGUGGAUGUUUUCACUUGAAGUAAUUUCACAUUUGGGAACACAAACCUUGUUCACUCGAUUCUUUUGCUUGGCCGCAUUUAUAUCAUUUCUAUGUCUCAGUCUCUUAACCUGGGCUUUCUCCAGCGGAGGCACAGCCUGGAAAAAUGGAAGGAACCAAACGGGUCGAGUUUCAAUACCAGGACCCCGAGGCCUCCCUGUAUUUGGCAGCCUAUUCAGCUUGAGUCAUGGUCUUCCUCAUCGUACUUUGGCAUGCUUGUCUUCUAAUCUAGCUGCCACUAAACUCAUGGCCUUCAGUUUGGGCAUAACCCCUGCUGUUAUUACCUCUGACCCUGAUAUUGCUCGAGAAAUUCUAAUCUCUUCCCACUUUGCCAACCGUCCUAUUAAGCAAUCCGCUAAGUGUCUCAUGUUCAGCCGAGCCAUUGGUUUUGCACCAAAUGGACCAUACUGGAGACUUCUGCGAAAAAUUGCGUCUACUCAUCUCUUCACUCCUAAACGUAUUUCAGCACACGAAGCUGGACGACACAUGGACUGUCACAUCAUGUUGAGGUUCAUUCAUAAUGAACAAACGCUACGAGGAGUUGUUGGUCUGCGAAAACAUCUUCAGACUGCUGCUCUCAACAACAUAAUGGGGACAGUGUUCGGCAAGAGGUAUGAUGCAACAUGCGACCAUGCUGAGGUUAGAAAGUUGCAUGAGAUUGUAAGAGAAGGGUUUGAGCUUUUGGGUGCUUUCAAUUGGUCUGAUUAUCUCCCCUGGCUAAACAACUUUUACGAUCCUUUUUGUAUCAAGAAACGUGGCUCGGUUCUUGUUGCUCGUGUUAGAGAAGUGGUUGUGCAAAUUAUUGAAGAGCACAGAAUUGGGGGGUCCAAAAGGGUGUGCGAUAAUUCGGACUUUGUUGAUGUUUUGCUUUCAAUGGAUGGCGAUGAGAAGCUUGAACUUGAUGACAUGGUGGCAGUCUUAUGGGAGAUGAUAUUUCGUGGGACUGAUACAAUUGCACUUUUGACUGAGUGGGUCAUGGCUGAGUUGGUUUUGAACUCGGAUGUGCAAGCGAAGCUUCGCCAUGAGCUUGAACUAGUUGUAGGAAACAAAGUUCUCACAGAAGCAGACUUUGCUAACUUACCCUAUCUCCGAGCUGUGGUGACCGAGACUCUACGUGUACAUCCUCCUGGGCCCCUCCUAUCAUGGGCACGGCUAUCAACGUCGGAUGUCCAGCUCAGCAACGGCAUGGUGGUUCCCACAAAUACAACCGCCAUGGUCAACAUGUGGGCCAUUACCCAUGACCCAAACAUAUGGGAAGAUCCAUUGGUGUUCAAGCCAGAGAGGUUCUUGAAGAGUGCGGGUGGUACUGAUAUGGAUGUGAGAGGAGGGGACCUUAGGCUUGCACCAUUUGGGGCAGGUCGUAGGGCUUGUCCUGGUAAAACCCUAGGGCUUGUGACGGUGAACCUUUGGGUGGCUAAGUUGGUGCACCAUUUCAAAUGGGUUCAAGAUGUGGCUAAUAACCCCGUUGAUUUAAGUGAGGUGUUGAAGCUUUCAUGUGAGAUGAAGAACCCUCUCACUGUUGUGGCUGUUCGAAUCGAAGGACUAGCUUCUGAGUAAGUGGAGCUAAGGGUUUAAUAAAACAACGGAGGCUGUGUUGGUUACUUAUGUAGGAAAGAGUUGUACGGUGUAGAAGCUCAUCCUUCAAUAAUCGCUCUAAUAUAUUUCUUCGUAUUUUUCUGUCA